Molecule: messenger RNA, 4661 nt
Organism: Lytechinus pictus (painted urchin)
Lineage: Eukaryota; Metazoa; Echinodermata; Echinoidea; Temnopleuroida; Toxopneustidae
Product: E3 ubiquitin ligase Rnf121-like
Exons: 8
Coding region: 36-1031 (331 amino acids)
Cellular component (GO): endoplasmic reticulum membrane; Golgi membrane
Molecular function (GO): ubiquitin protein ligase activity; metal ion binding
Source: RefSeq, a predicted model, not a curated record
GGGCCUCCUUUUUGUGUCACCGAAAAUAAUCCAAAAUGGACGCGCCCAUGGAGAUAAAGGUUCCCUUGAACGACACCAAAAUGGUGGUUCAUCCGCCUCCAAAGCCGACACUGGAUCUUUCCAAGUUACCGGAACAAGAAAGAAUACGGAUUCAACAUCAGAGAAUGCAUGAGAAGCACAAAGGCCAUGAAGCGAUGCAUGCAGAGAUGAUUUUAAUCUUAAUAGCAACACUAUUUGUAGCACAGAUACUUCUCGUCCAGUGGAAACAGAGACACUUCAAAUCAUACCAGAUGGCAACACUGUUUGGCAUGUGGGUCAUACCUCUUUAUUUCUGCGUAUCUAUGCAUUGGACCCGAUUUCUGGUCAUAUGGGCCAUCUUUUCGUUUGUUACCAGUAUUAUUGUUUAUAAAGCAACAAGGAAACCUUUGCCGGGAACAACACCAAGAUUAGUAUACCGUUACUUUUACUCAAUAUACAAAAUCAGUUAUGGACUCGGAAUUAUAGGGUACACAAUCAUAAUGCUGACAUUCGUGGGUUUAAAUCUCAUCUUGAUGAUCAAACCUGAGAUUGCAAUGGACUGUGGCAUGGUGUUCCUGUUUUAUGGUUUAUACUACGGCGUGCUCGGCAGGGACUUUGCAGAGAUCUGUUCGGAAUCGAUGGCAUCACACAUUGGUUAUUAUACAAAGACUGGUUUACCCGGUAGGGCGUUGGAACCUUAUAUAUGUGCAGUAUGCGGUCUCACUAUGAGGAUACCGGACGAAGAUGAGGAAGGAGCAGAAAGGAUAUACCAGCUGUCAUGUAGUCACAGGUUUCAUGAGUUUUGCAUACGUGGCUGGUGUAUUGUUGGCAAAAAACAGACGUGCCCUUACUGCAAGGAGAAGGUGGACUUAAAAAGAAUGUUUAAAAAUCCAUGGGAGCGUCCGCAUAUGCUAUUCGGACAGCUGCUCGAUUGGAUCAGGUAUUUGGUUGCCUGGCAACCAGUUAUAUUCCUCCUGGUGCAAGGAUCGUACUACGUAUUAGGCCUUGAGUAGCGGUGAGCUACCGGUUUUAUAGUAUCAUUAAAUAUUUGCUACCAAAUGCUGUCGGGAAUAUUAAAGUAUAAAGGACGUAUUCUACAUUGAAGUCCCCAGUUUUCCUUGAAACAGUAAACAGAAAAAAAUAUAUACCGGUAUAUAUAGAAGAUUAAUGGAAUUUAGGAAAAAUACAGAAUUUAACUUAAAAUACUUUUUUUUUGGAGGGGGGGGCAAACCUUAUAGAGCAAAAACAUUAAGCAAAACAAAAUCUAAUCAAACAAUUUUGUGCAUCAGCAAAAAAUUAAGAACCAAAAGGAAAUCAAAUUUCUCCAGUUUAUUGAAAUAUGAUUUGAGUAUUUAGAAUUACAAACUUUGUACACACAGCAUUGUUGACAAACAAUACAGUGCCCCUCCAGUCAUUUUUUCCUCUGGGUCACGGUCAGCCACUGUAUAUGUUUUGUACAGGUCGCUGAAGAAAACAGAAGUUCAGAUUUAGAACUCUGAAGAAGGUAGAACAGAAAACUAGGGACUUUUUACUUUAUGUAGGUGGGUGUUUCAUGAAAGUUGUCAGCACUGACUAAAUUGUCAGUGCUGACAAUUUCAGUGAAAUUCUUGGUUUUGAUUGGCUAAAGGCACUGGCCUCUGACUGUUACUAUGGUAAGUGUUGGAGAAAGACAACUUGUCAGUGCUGACAACUUUCAUGAAACGGUCCCCUUGUGGGGCAUUGUGCACUGCACGUCCUUGUUGAGACAUAGUGUGGCAGAGAGUGGUUGACAAUAACGCUUGGCAAAGUUUUGCUUACGUGGAAGUAAGCAGGUGUGAGGUUGCCAAAUUAAAAAUGUCACUGAGGCAGUUGGUAAUACUGUAUCCUGUCAGCAAAAAAAAAAAGAAUAACCAAAUUCCUGAUUGGUUAAUUCAAAUUAUGAUUACACAAGUUUGUUGACUUUGUUAUCAAGUUUUUAAAAUUUUGAUUUGGAAGUAGGUCUGCACAUUUGUUAAACGUAAAACAGUGAGCCGUGCCACACUGUGUCUGAACAUGCUUUUCAAUUUGUAUUAUCUACCAAUAAAUUACAAAUGAACUCAUUUACUGUUUUCAGCAUUAUGGGAGAAUGGUGGUUACUCGUAAAAAUCACUUUUAAGUGAAUAUCUUACAACCUCAGGCAGAGUCUUCAUAUUCUUGUUAUUGUCUUGUGUUUUGAAAGUUCAAGUGGCAUGGUCUCAUAGGAUGUAGGGCAUCGCUUCUCAAUUGUUGGUCUUCGUCCCAUAAUAAAUCUGCAUAGCCUUUCUGAUUAGCCAUAAAAAAUGAAAUAACAAUAUAAUGAAAGAAAAAUAUUUGUCAAAUAAGUGGGAGAUCUUGGCUUCAGCUUGCUAUUAAAAAAACUAACACCAAAUCAAACUUGCAUAAAAUGGAAAAAAAUUGAUAAUCAUGUUUAGAAAUUGAAUAGUCAAAUGAAAAUGGGAGUUGAUAUUGGUAGAUAAUUUUGCUGUUGAACAAAUUUAAUCACUUAUUUAAUUCUAUGAUAUUUUUUAUCGUUUUUCAAUUUGAACGUAUUUGUUUUUUGCCUUGACAUUUUGAAAGGACGGUUCCAAGAUAAUGAGAAUGAAAACCAUUGUUGGAUGGGCUUUGGAGUCAGAAAAGGUUGAGAAGAAUAUCGAUAUUAAUUUCAUACCAGCAAAUAACGUUUACAUUCACACCAACAAUACUGAUCGACAAACUGAUCAAUGAUACAUGUAUGUCAUUAAGAAUAGUGUAAUAUAUUUUGUCAUGCUGAAGUUAGAUGUCCCUGUGUAAUCGGAGUCUUAGCCCCCCCCCCCUCCCAUGAGGGAAUUGCAUGCCUUGUAAGGAUACAUGAUCAAUCAUUGUUGGAAAUAUCUACUGUUUCUGUGGUCUGUUGCAGAAUAAAGGCCAUUUAUUUAUGUUCUUUUUUUUUGUCAAACUCUUUGUUUGUAUUUUCUUAUCUAUUAGUGUUGGAUUCAUAAGUUAUCCAUACAUGUAAAUUGUCAAAUACUUUUUUUCUGGUAUUAAUGACAUCUCUUCUUGGCCAAUUCUAGUUGUUUGGUGUCGAAAGGGAUUUUCAUUUUCCAUUAUGAUAAAAAUAUCUUUUGGAAAAUUUUGAAAUAUUUGCUUUUUAUUUGGGAUGUAAUGAAACAUGAAAUAAUUCACAUUGAACUUGUGUAGAAGAGGGGCACAGUUAGUUAAAUAAAGUUAGUUGUAUCAUAUUAAUAAUGUCCCUGUAAUAAGCAAGGAUACAUGUUUGUAUCUCUUAAACUUGUUAAAAACUCAACAGGAACUUGCCAACAAAAUAUGCACAUAACUGUAGCCAAUUGUAAUAAAUCCCAUCUUGUUUUGUGUAAAUUAUCAAAGAAUUGUACUCAAUGUUCUUGCAGAAUUGUCUUUAAAACUCUAUUCAAACGUCACUCAACUUAACAGCUAAAUUUGCAGCUGCCAACAUAAUUAGUUUUAAGAAGCUGCCUAUUUCUACAAAGCACAAAAUUAUUUACACCUGUGAUGUUGUCUGUUCAUGUUCAGGAAGACGCGUAAAAGUUUUCAAAGAAAUUGGAAAGCGAGAGGAUGAAGCGACUGGGUUGUCUUGGGGUGCUCUGCAUUUUCAUAAGUGAAAUUAACAGAUUUUGUGGACACUUAGGUGAAUUUUGUCAAAAUUUUCAGUAAAAAACGCACCCCCAUGCUGCACACGGCCAUGUUUCAGGCAUGGUCAGACAAACAAGAGGCUCGCAGGCUGUUAAAAAAGUACAUACCCCCCCAAAAAAGGAAAAGGUCAACCAUUUUUGUAGUUGACAUCUUAUUUCACUUUUUAAAUUUUUGAACAGGCAAGUAUUGACUGAUUCUACCUCCAUGGUAGACCGUUUUUUUUUCUACAGAACAAAAUUCUUAGCAAAGUGAACCUGACUCCUAAGUAAGCUUGAAAGGGUUUGUCAUGUGAGCUUGACUGUUGUAAAAGAGUUGAAACUAUACCUAAAAGAGUGAAGAAUUAUUUAUAAAUAUAGUUUAUAUGUAUGUAUGGCAAUGUUACACUUUAUUCUUAGUGUUUGAUAAGAAAUAAUAAAUUGUUGUCCUCAAACUUAUUUGUUUCUCGAUUAUUCCAACCUGUUGCUCUCGACUGCCGCCCAUUUCUUGUGUCAUUUCAGCAUUGUACAUAAUACAUGUAUUUCGUAAAGCUGUUCAUAAGAUUAGAGCGACUUAAGUUUAAGAACGACUGGUGACCCUUUCUUACAUGCUAAAUAAUCACCAAUGAACAUUUAAUGGUGAAUAUCAUUUACCACAAGAAAGGAUCACCAGUCGUUCUAACAGUCACUUCUUAACUUAUAAACAGCUUUAUGAAACAGCCCCCAGGACUGGAACAUGUUCUCGGGUUCUUGUUCAACUACAUUGGUCAUUUAGUAUUUAGCAUGAAAAAUUGUUAACCAGCCAUCAGAGUCAUGCAUCACCCACAAACAGAACUUAUGAAAUGGCCCAUAGGAUACAAAUAUAACUAGAUUGCCUUUUCCUUUAUUUUUUUGUUUCGUCUGAGCUUGGUGAAGCCAUGACGUGUGAAUAAUACCCGGGAAUAAUAUGAGAUGUGAAUAAUUAUUUACUAUGAUGAUUUGUUAGUGAUGAAAAAUACAGAGCCUGGAUUUUUUUCAAUGGUA